GGAGCUGUAGUGCGGGCGGUGCCGGAGCGGGCGGCCGCCAUGGCCCCCGGCGCGGCGGCAGCGCUGGCCCUGACGCUGCUGCUGGCGGCCGCCGCCCGCCCCGCCGCCGCCUGGGACCUGUGGGCGCUGCGCUGCGGCUUCUCGGCGGACUGCGAGUGCGGCUUCGGGCCCGACCUGCGCGGUCUGGAGUGUGACUUGGCCAUGAAUCUGGUGGGGCAGCCCCUGGUGAGGCAGCAGGUGGUGAAGGGAGUGAGGGAGUUCCUGGAGAACCGGAAUCCGGUGAAACCCCUGGUGAUGUCCUUCCAUGGCUCGACUGGAACAGGCAAAACCUACGUGAGCUCCAUGCUCAUCCGCUACCUCUUCCAGGGUGGACUCCAGAGCCCCUAUGUUCACCAGUUCUCUCCGAUAGUGCACUUCCCCCAUGCUGAGCGGAUAGAGCAGUACAAGGAAAGCCUGAAGCGCUGGAUCCAAGGGAACUUGACAAAUUGUGGACGGUCGGCCUUUCUCUUUGAUGAGAUGGACAAGAUGCACCCGGGCCUGAUUGACGUGAUCAUGCCAUUCCUGGGACCCUCGUGGGUUGUGUACGGGACCAACUACCGCAAAGCGAUCUUCAUCUUCAUAAGCAAUGCAGGAGGGGAGCAGAUCAACGAAAUGACACUGGCUCUCUGGCGUGCCCACAAGGACCGGGAGGAGAUCAGCCUUCAGGACCUGGAGCUGGCCAUCUCCCAAGCCGUGUUUGAAAACCCUCAGAGUGGAUUCUGGAAAUCUGGGAUCAUCAACGAACAUCUCAUCGAUUUGGUUGUGCCCUUCCUCCCACUGAAGCGCCACCAUGUAAAGCAGUGCGUCGUCAGCGAACUUAUCCAGCAAGGCCUCGAAGUACGUCCAGAUGUUGUCCAGGAUGUGGCUGACAGCAUCCCCUACUUCCCAGAAGAAGAGAAAAUGUUCUCAUCAACAGGCUGCAAAACAGUGGCCUCUCGGAUCAGUUUUUUCUUCUAGUCACUGGCAAGGGCCUUGCUUAGAUCCAUAGGGGAUGUAUAUGGAUCUGUAAAGCAGCAGAGCCCAGGGCUGGUGGGAUGAGCAGUGGGAGCUGCAUGUUCCCUCUUGGGAGCACAAGUGCUCUCCUGAACUCGUCUCUCCAGCCCCAAGGAGGCCACUGCAGGAUGCAGCUGUGGGACCAAGUGCAAGUGAUGUGAUCUAAAGCACUUUACUGAUGUACCCUUGGCCAGGUGAGGGUGGAUACGACCAGCCCAGCACACCACCCAAGACAACUGUGACAACAAGGAGAAGAUGCUAAGAGGGCCUGUAGUGUCAGGGAGGUUUCUUACCCUGUCGGCAGCACCCGCCUGCAGCUUUCUCCUCUCCUGGCAGCUAUUGAUACACAGCACAUCAAGAUUCUGAGCCCAAAGAAGAAUAUUUCUUUCCUAUGGCAUUUUAAUAGUUUUUAAAGACCUUUUUAAGCAUGGCUGUACCUCAGCUCCUUGGUACAAUGUGACAGUGCUGGUGCUGACUCCUGCAGUGCUGGCCUGUGAACACCUUCAACAUUGCAGCAAAGUUUUCGAGCCAACUUCUUUCCAGCUUCCUUUCACUGUGAAUAGGUGCUGGUAGGGACCAGCUUCACCAUCAACAAGCACGGAGGGGUUAAUGUGGGAGAUGGCAACACCUAAUCUGCCAAAAGCCAGGUUCUUCCUACCACCCCCUUGUCCAUCUUUCCCCUAAGGUCGAAAGGAUUUCCCUGCAGCAAACCAGGAAAACAACAACAAUAAGACUUUUCACUUGUUUUACCAGCUAUAAAAAAUUUCAGUCCUACCUCCAGGGUAGCCCAUGGUGCCACUAAUGGUUUUGAAAAUUCCUUUUAUUCAGUGAUGAUUUCUACAGCAGGCUGAGAGUUGGUGCUAUGAGCUGCUGAGCCUCUUGUACAUCCUUCUGCUGGUCAGACCUUGCAGGCUUUGGCUGGGCCAGCAUCCAUUCAGCUUCUGGGGAGUGUCACAACAGGGGACCUGGGGACAACCGAGAGAAGAUCAGUGCUCCACAGUGCCAAGCAUGGGGUGCACAGCACCACUGGCCUUUGCCCAGGUUUUAACCUCCUCUGUGCAAUCAGUUAUGGGAGAACAGGUCAGAGGAAUCAGAAUCAUUCACUCUCCAGGAACAAACUGCCCAAGGGGUGGGUGCAGGGACGCUUCCCCAGAGCUCCGAUGCUCCACUCAGGCCUUAUGCUGAAAUGCGCUGCCAGCGCUUGGGACCAUUCCAGCUCCAGGGCCAGAGCUUUGGGGACAGCAAUUUUAGACGCCACCCAAGUGCUGCCCAGGAGCUGGUCCGCAGACAGGCCCAAAAAUUCUGCCUCUUCCAAAAAUGUUAUGCAUUUCUAAUUUUGAAAUAAAUCUUUUAUGAA
This is a messenger RNA of Aquila chrysaetos chrysaetos, 2389 nucleotides long. RefSeq names its product torsin family 2 member A (gene TOR2A). Gene Ontology annotation, molecular function: ATP binding; ATP hydrolysis activity. Lineage: Eukaryota; Metazoa; Chordata; Aves; Accipitriformes; Accipitridae. The record is from RefSeq and is a predicted model, not a curated record. The transcript has 5 exons. The coding region runs from base 40 to 996 and encodes 318 amino acids. Gene Ontology annotation, cellular component: endoplasmic reticulum; nuclear envelope; endoplasmic reticulum lumen.